Messenger RNA from Mizuhopecten yessoensis (Yesso scallop), 447 nucleotides. RefSeq lists its product as uncharacterized. The record is from RefSeq and is a predicted model, not a curated record. The coding region runs from base 25 to 447 and encodes 140 amino acids. NCBI's taxonomy places the organism in Eukaryota, Metazoa, Mollusca, Bivalvia, Pectinida, Pectinidae. The transcript is spliced from 2 exons.
UGUGUGAUCAUCGACCUGGUCAGUAUGACACUGGACAGACGAUUACAGUGUUUGUUAUGGCUGUACAUCACCACACUCCAAGGUGUAACUGGAUUAUCCGUGGUGGUAAGUCCAAGUCCUACAGUCCAGCUCGUGUCCGGUCAGACCCUCAGUAUCACGUGUCAGUGGUCAGCUGACUACACAGGACCAAAUGCUGCUGUUAACUACAGACUGAAUGAUGGCGGUGGUAGAGUAGGUACAAUGUUUAUAAACUUUGGGACAGUAUGUCCAUCAGUACCACCCUACACACUUACUUGUAACAGAGACACGAGGACACUGUGGAUACAGAUUCCCGCCAGCAAUUACAGUCACGAGGACAGAUGGACGUGUGAGGGGAGAAACGACAACACCGACAAUACACUACAGACAGACACGACCACAGUUGAUGUUAUAGGUGAGAUGAUUUAA